GUUUCCAACGCUUCGCUCUUCAUUGUUGGAAAUACGAAACGAAAAGAUACGGUAACAACGAAACGAGAAGUCGACUUAACUAUCCCUAAUGGCUAUUAUAAAGUGGACUAUUUUUAUUUUCAUUAUUUGUAUAAUCCAUAUAAAACUUGUAAAAGGUGAAAUAAAUGGCCAACUACUAGACGAGCAUCAAGAAAAUAUGGAUAGAGAAACAGAAGUACAACAUACAAACAGCAAGGAAUUUCCAAUUGUGCCCGCACAAAAUUCCAUACAGCCGCCACAUCCAAGGAGACAUUCAAAAGCCAAAAGACGCAUGAAAAGAAGAUUUAAAUGUCUAUCAUGCGAUGCACCCUGCCACAAUGCAACCCAACAUUCCCACAUGUGCCUGAAUGCAAUGCAGUGCUACAAGUCGCGUAUACGUGAUUCAUUUGGCGAAGAGAGGGUUAAUCGUGGCUGCAUUAUGUCGCCCGAACAAAUACCCCUCUAUUGUAAUCACAAUUUGGGUAAUAAUUUUGGGGGGCCGCGCAAACGUAACACCCAGACCUUUAUCAAUCUGGAAUGUUGUACGGGAGACUAUUGUAAUGAUGGCGACUUUCCAGAACUGCCACCUCCAGCCGAUGAAGUAACCCAUUUAAACGCCGAUAGCAGCAACAUAUUGAAAAUGUCAAUUGCAAUAUUCGGACCCUUUGUGAUUAUAUCAAUUUUGGCCUAUGUUGCAAUUUAUUUCAUAAGACGUAAUCAUCGUAAACGUUUGGAGUAUUCACGUACAAAACAAGAUCCCGAUUCAUAUUUGGUUAAUGAUGAACUACUACGUGUCACAAGUGCUGGCGAUAGUACCUUAAGGGAAUAUCUGCAACAUUCGGUGACAUCUGGUUCCGGAUCCGGCAUGCCGUUGCUUAUACAAAGAACUUUGGCUAAACAGGUUACCUUGGUGGAAUGUAUCGGCCGUGGCAAAUACGGAGAGGUAUGGCGUGGUCAUUGGCAUGGUGAAAAUAUUGCUGUCAAGAUUUUCUUCAGUCGUGACGAAGAAUCCUGGAAACGUGAAACUGAAAUUUAUAGCACUGUUCUUUUGCGUCAUGAAAACAUAUUGGGUUUCAUUGGCUCCGACAUGACAUCGCGUAAUUCUUGUACACAAUUGUGGCUAUUGACCCAUUAUUAUCCCCAUGGAUCGCUGUUCGAUCAUUUGAACCGUAAUGCCUUAAGUCAUCGUGAUAUGAUUUUAAUAUGCCUUUCCAUUGCUAAUGGUCUGGUACAUUUGCAUACAGAAAUUUUUGGUACAGAGGUAAGUGAACUCUUCUCUUCGCGUACAUUGAUAAGAAAUGUCAUUAAUGUUUUGCUUUUUGUUUUACAGGGUAAACCUGCCAUGGCUCAUCGUGAUUUAAAAUCAAAAAAUAUUUUGGUCAAACCAAAUGGUACAUGUGUUAUUGCUGAUUUUGGCUUAGCUGUUAUGCACUCAAAUGUUACGGGCAAAUUGGAUUUUGGUAAUAAUCCGAAAGUUGGUACAAAACGUUAUAUGGCUCCAGAGGUCUUGGAUGAAAGCAUUGAUAUGUACAAUUUUGAGGCUUUAAGACGCACCGAUAUCUAUGCGCUAGGCUUAGUUAUAUGGGAGGUAUGUCGACGUACAAUAUCAUGUGGAAUUGCUGAAGAAUAUAAAGUACCCUACUACGAUGUAGUACCAUCAGAUCCGAGUUUUGAAGAUAUGCGUAAAGUUGUUUGUGUGGACAAUUAUCGACCAUCCAUACCAAAUCGAUGGAGCUCUGAUCCGCUUAUGGCAGGUAUGUCCAAAUUAAUGAAAGAAUGCUGGCAUCAAAAUCCAAAUGUACGUCUACCUGCUUUGCGUAUUAAAAAGACUAUUAGCAAACUGGCUUCCGCAGAUGAAAAAUUGCGUCUGGAUUAUGAUGAAGUUUGCGUUUAGGUGCAUAUAUUAAAACAAGAGUUAUACAUUAGUUGUAUCUAAAUCUAUAUAGUGUUGACAGUUUGUAAAGAAUUUGUCGUUUAAGACAUAGAAAUUAAAAAAAAGAAAAUUUCAAACUGAUCUAAACAAAUUGCAAUUUUAUCAUAAGGUACUGCAUAUAUUUCAAGUGUAAUAAUUCAAUAUUUUAUACUGUUAUAUAGUUUACACUCAAUAGCAUUACAAGUAUAAGUAAGAAGAACAAGUUAUUAAAACUAAACCGACGCAAAUGUAUAAUCAGGUUAUUAUACUAAUUAUGGGACUUGAUUAACAAAGUCCUUUGAAUAGAUUGGUACCUAUCUAAAAGCAGGAACCCACAUCUCUUGAAAAUACAUAAAUUUUUAUUUGUUUCAUCUAAAUAUUUUGCCUUACACCGAGAACUAAACAAAAACCAAUCCAGCCUUCUAUGUAUUUGAAAUAAGAUAAAAUACUAUUUUGAAAUAGUGCCUUUACUUUAAAGCUUAAACACUAUAUGCCUUACAACAAACAAUGAUGUAUAAUAACAACCUAACACUAAGCUAUGUAGCCUAACUAAUUUUAUACCAUAGUCAUUAUUAUUUUCGCAGCUUUAUUCAUGCUUCCAUUUAUAUUUACAUUUGUUAUCUUACCCCUCACACUGUCUGUCUUCAUGUGCCAUUUUCAAAAUCCAAUUUUUCAUUGAUUUGUGAUCAAUAACACAGCAUUUUCAUUUUGCAUACUAUUUUCUUCAUUGUAUUUUCAAUUCAAUAAAUAGACAUAUAUAUUUAGUUUUAUACAAUAAUAUGUAUUGUAUUGACUAGCAACAUAUUGAAUUAAUUAAUGAUAUCAUCCAAAAAAACAAAAACAUAUUUGAUACAUUUUAUAUAGAGAAAGAAUCGUAUUGACAUUACUAAUAACAAUGUAUUCAUAAAUUCUGUACAAAGAAAUAUACAACUUAAUUUUUUUAACUGAAAUAAAAUACAAAUAAAUGUUAAUAGUAAUAGAAUAACAACAAGAAAACAAAUUAGUGUGUACUUCGAUUUAGUGUUAAUAUAAAAAGUAAAUAAUAUAUAUACACAUUUUUUUUAAGAUAAGUAAUACCACUUGAUAAGAAAUUAUUAUUAAUAAUAAAAUACAGUAGUUGUAAUCAGUUAAUAAGAUAA
This is a messenger RNA of Musca domestica (house fly), 3069 nucleotides long. RefSeq names its product activin receptor type-1 (gene sax). The record is from RefSeq and is a predicted model, not a curated record. NCBI's taxonomy places the organism in Eukaryota, Metazoa, Arthropoda, Insecta, Diptera, Muscidae. Gene Ontology annotation, molecular function: ATP binding; SMAD binding; transforming growth factor beta receptor activity, type I. The transcript is spliced from 10 exons. Bases 89 to 1912 code for a protein of 607 amino acids. Gene Ontology annotation, biological process: dorsal/ventral pattern formation; BMP signaling pathway; cellular response to growth factor stimulus. Gene Ontology annotation, cellular component: plasma membrane; BMP receptor complex.